AUCAACUUCCUGUAUUAUUCUUGAAUCCUAUGUUUUGGUUUCCUCCGAACCGAAUGAGCCCGCAGUUCUUCUCCGAUAAACAGAUCUAGGGCAUGUGAGGGAGGGAUACUCCGAGGUUAAUCGGAGGCGGCGGCCGUCGGGCGCCGACGCAGCCGAGACCCCUCGUCGCGCCUUGGCCAUGCUCUCAUCCAAGGACGCCGCGUGGUGCCGCAUCAUCGUCGUAUGCAACGGAGAGCCGCCGCGCUGAUUCGUCCUCGGCGGCUCGUCGUUCUGCAUCAUCGCCUCCUGUGAAGUUUCCGAAGAGGCGGGGGAACAACAAAAAACAGUUCUUCCUCGAGCUGCAGACGGAAACCGCUUCCUGUCUCCUCGAGGCUUGGUCCGAGUCUCUCUCGUCUUCGUUCUCCGGGUUGCAGCCGGAGGCGGAAAUCGAUCAGUUAUAUAUACUCCCAAGCGCUCACCGCUCACCACCGAACCCAUAAGAUUCAGUGGAGAGCAGCCAAGACGCCGACCGCCCCACUCCCGCCGGCUAUUUUUCUCCGUCCUCUUGGCUAAUCCGCACAAUGGCGAAUGACAGUUGUCCGAAGCAGGAAGACAAUGGAGAUGACAGGCUCAGCAACUUGCCUGAACAUAUUUUGCUUACCAUCAUUGAUCGACUUGAUAUCCGCGAGGCUGCAAGAACCAGUGUCCUUUCUGGCCGGUGGCGGCACCUCCCUGCUAUGCUCUCUCGACUUGUGAUAAAUGUUUGGGACUUCUUAGACGCGUUCAAUUGCAACAAUGAUGAAAUUGUUCGGGGCAACGAAGCUGUGGUUAAAGUGACAAAGAGCAUCCUGGCACGCAGAGAUUUAAGCCGAAAUGCCAUCCAGUUUCUGUGCAUGACGUUCUUCUUGAGAGAAGAUGAUCCAAUAUCCAUUGGGCAUGCUGUUGCUCACGCCAUGGCAACCCAGAAGGUUGAGAUAGCUGAGUUCAUAAUUUUCACGGAGAGGGAUGAUACCCACUGCGACGACGAUGAUCUUGUCAAUUACGGGCGACAAUUCAUGCUAUUCUUCGGUGCAUGUUCCAAUGCAUUUGGUGGUCUCACACGUCUUAACCUAGAGAAUUUGAGAUUCGGGGAAUCAGACAUCCCUAACAUCCUCAACAUUUGCAAACGGUUAAAUCAUCUACGCCUGUUCAAUUGUGACUCAGGAAAUUCGACCAUGUUGCAAGUUGAGCACACACAACUCAUUGAGCUUGCUAUUGUUGAUUGUUCUUUUGAAAGAGUUGAGCUCAGCUCACUUCCGAAACUCACACGGAUCAUCUUUGAGGGUUGGAUCUCUUUCCAAGAUCCACUAUCUUUUGGUUAUGUCCCGUUGCUUGAUGUUGUAAGCCUCACAAAUGUUGGCCUUAGUUGGCACAAGAUGGUCAGGUUAAGUAAGUUUCUUCGGGAUACUAUCUCUGUGAGACAGUUGCAGCUGGGAUUUAAGUCCGAAAAGAUUUGGGUUCAACCAGAAUGUCUGACGGGAAGGAUGGCAUCCGUGUUUGACCAAAUGCGGUUUGUGAAUCUAGCUAAUAUUCCUGAGGGGUAUGAUCUCACCUGGACAUUGUUCAUUCUUAAAGCUGCGCCAAUCCUGAAGGAGCUAUACUUGAGUGUAUGGGAUCAUCUGUGUAUAAUGGAAACAGAUGCAAAGGAGAGGAAGUCACUCUCGUAUAGUGAGGAUAAAGGUGCACAGUGGGAAUCAUCUGCAACUGAUUUCCAGCAUCACAGUCUGGCCACGCUCGUCAUCUUCGGGUUUCAAGCUCGAGACUACAUGAUGAACUAUGUCAAGCGUGCCAUGCAAAUAUCGGUCAAUCUAAAGGAUGUGUUCUUGUAUGAUCGGUUGACAUGUGACAAGUGCUACGGCAAGCUUCCAAAGCCGUCGGAGUUUCCGCCUAAGUGGCAGCAAGGCUGUGUGAAGGAGAUAAUCACCAAGAGGAUCAAUUCGUCUGCCAUAAUUCACUUCCAUACCGUCGCCAAUUCAAGGGAUGAUCAUCUCGACAAAAUGUGGUUCCUGUAGUUUUUGUUUGGAUAAACAGUAUACUCCCUCAGUUCACUAUUAUAAGAUGGUUUAACUUUUUUUUUUUGAUUCGGAUGUAUAUGAAUGCAUUUUAGUGUGUUUGUUCACUCAUUUCAGUCCAUAUGCAGUCUAUAUUAAAUAUCCAAAACAUCUUA
This is a messenger RNA of Triticum aestivum (bread wheat), 2185 nucleotides long. RefSeq lists its product as uncharacterized. The transcript has 4 exons. The coding region runs from base 561 to 2030 and encodes 489 amino acids. Lineage: Eukaryota; Viridiplantae; Streptophyta; Magnoliopsida; Poales; Poaceae. Gene Ontology annotation, molecular function: protein binding. The record is from RefSeq and is a predicted model, not a curated record.